This is a messenger RNA of Rhinichthys klamathensis goyatoka, 1949 nucleotides long. RefSeq names its product forkhead box J2 (gene foxj2). Gene Ontology annotation, cellular component: nucleus. Gene Ontology annotation, biological process: regulation of transcription by RNA polymerase II. The record is from RefSeq and is a predicted model, not a curated record. Gene Ontology annotation, molecular function: RNA polymerase II cis-regulatory region sequence-specific DNA binding; DNA-binding transcription factor activity, RNA polymerase II-specific. Lineage: Eukaryota; Metazoa; Chordata; Actinopteri; Cypriniformes; Leuciscidae. The transcript has 10 exons. Bases 297 to 1880 code for a protein of 527 amino acids.
GAGUGUGGAGUGUGUGACGUUAAACACAGGCAGAAAGGGAGGGGAAAGAGAAAGAAAGGGAAGAACUUUUUCCGACAGUUUUUUUUUCUUCUCCCAAACUCAAAUUUCAAACAAAAUGUGUUAACUUAGACGCUUCAGGCAGCUAAUGAAUGCAGCGAUAAACAUAGAAGAGAGUAGAAGGACAAAUAAAUGUAUGUUGAGAUCCUUCAUCUGCCUCUGUGCAACAGAUGACAGCAUUAAAAAUUUACAGGGUGAAGUCGGUGGCCUUUUGACAGGAUUGAGACAUCCCCUUAAGCAUGGCUUCUGAACUGGACUCUAGUUUAACCAGCAUUGACUGGCUUCCUCAGCUGGGAAUCAGCACCUUGCGAUCAGGGAAAGAAAGAGUGGAACGGAAAAAAGAACGAGGAAGAGAGAAGGACAUCCCUCCCAUACCUACACUGUCCCCCGGAUCUAAUUCUAAAGUGAAGCCCCCCCACAGCUACGCCACUCUGAUAGCCAUGGCAAUAAGUUCCACUCCUGAAAUGAAGCUGAGUUUGAAUGAUAUUUACACAUGGAUCAGUAAUACAUUUCCUUAUUACAGCAAAGCAGGAAGAGGAUGGAAGAACUCAAUUCGGCACAAUUUGUCUCUCAACAAAUGUUUCCGGAAAGUUCCUCGACCACAGAGCGACCCUGGGAAGGGGUCAUACUGGACGAUGGAUGUACCACCUGACUCAACUCAACCCAGAGGAGUCAAACGUCCUUAUCCUAAAGAGGAGGAGGCUCCAUCCUCAGAGGCCCAAGUGCCUGUCAAUCAACCGGAGCCCCUCCCACUUCAGCCAGACACCAAAAUCAUGUUCUCCCCCCCUCCUUGCAAGUCAUCGUUUCCACAGCAACGUGCAAGUGCCCCCAUACCUACAUCUCUUCCUUCGAACCCUCAUGCCGAUCCCCCUCUCCGAUUCUCCUUUGCUGAUUUGAACCUACCGGAUCUGUACAAUUCCUUUCAGUCCCUCUGUCGCUCAGUGAGAGACAGAGUCACCUCACAAUCUGAUGUUCCCAAUUUACUUGGAUUUACCCAUGACAGUACACCACUCCACACCCCAACCCUGCCUCCUUUCUCCCCCUGUCCCUGCCCAAACCUCAAUAUUAACCAGUAUACCAACCCAACAUCUACCUUCAACCCAAACCUCAAUACCAACGGCAACUUCAACCCAAAUACACCCAAUACUACUAACCCUAGUUUUAUCCCAAACCUAAACCCAAACCAGAAUGCUAACAUUCAUCCCAACUCCAACACUGAGCCUGACAAGCUGCUACACAGUAAUGUUGUUCCUGCAGACUGGUUCAGUAACGCUGACUCUUUGAGAGAGAGUUUCAGAAUUGCUAGUAGUCUGGACUGGGCUAACAUUGACCUCACCUGUCACCCUGACCUGGUAGAGAGCAUGCGUCAGGCCGAGCUCUGUGACUGGGCAUUGGAUUCAGCUCUCUUCACCUCGCUCUGUGAUUCGCUCAACCGUUUCUUCACUCAGAAGGGUCUCAUUGGCUCGUCUUCUGGUGGCUCCUCCCCUUUUGCACAAAUGGCCCCACCUCCUCUCAAUAUUCCGCCCACUAACUCUCCCACCCUGGCUAGUUUAACUCAACCAUCCCCACUCAUAUACUCCCAGCUCCCACCUGGCACUGGUGAAUCUCCUCUCCAAAAUCCCAGGAGAACCCUGACCCCUCACACCCACAACCAGACAGCACAAAGACCGCCAGGGCUGCAGCCCACCAUGAGCCAACCUCUGACUCCUAACGCACUUCAAACUCAACCACUGACCCCAACAGGUCAUCCACCCUUGAAGAAUCUUCAUAGCAACAGUGAAGAAAUCCUGGAUGAUUUCGAUUGGGAUUCAUUGAUUGAAUAAUUCUGUUGGCAGAUAUACACACAUAAAUACAAAGUAAAAGAAAAAAUGUGACAAUUUUUGAGAAAAGUC